Messenger RNA from Bipolaris sorokiniana ND90Pr, 327 nucleotides. RefSeq lists its product as uncharacterized. The record is from RefSeq and is a predicted model, not a curated record. NCBI's taxonomy places the organism in Eukaryota, Fungi, Ascomycota, Dothideomycetes, Pleosporales, Pleosporaceae. The coding region runs from base 1 to 327 and encodes 108 amino acids. The transcript has 2 exons.
AUGCAUCUCCCAACUUUCCUCACGACGCUGCUCUUCACCACUGCCGCCCUUGCAUCGCCAUAUGCGUGGGCCGAGCCUCAAGCUAAUGUCCCGUCCAACAACGGCCGAAAACCCAAUCGCACCCACCGACACGAAAAGACGCCGACGUUCAAGGAGCCAUGCAAAUGCGCCGACCCCAUUGUGCCUAUGGAUCUGCUUAACGAGAACGAGAAGUGCAUGAUCAAGUAUGCUGCGCGCAUGGGAUGCUACAUGAGCUCCAAGGGUGGCUGCCCUUCACCACCUCCAUCUUGUGGUCUCGGCCCUUUAAGCGGCAUUCCUUCGCUAUAG